Messenger RNA from Pungitius pungitius (ninespine stickleback), 5128 nucleotides. It is a transcript of the gene c5, whose product is annotated as complement component 5. NCBI's taxonomy places the organism in Eukaryota, Metazoa, Chordata, Actinopteri, Perciformes, Gasterosteidae. Gene Ontology annotation, cellular component: extracellular region. The record is from RefSeq and is a predicted model, not a curated record. The transcript is spliced from 42 exons. Gene Ontology annotation, molecular function: endopeptidase inhibitor activity; protein binding. Bases 3 to 5105 code for a protein of 1700 amino acids.
AAAUGGAUCCCUCAGCUCUCUUUCUCUUAGUCGCAGUGUUUUUCUCCAGCAGGAUGAAGCUGUGUGUCCUGCUGAUGUGUGUGUGUGGUUUCUGUGGGAGGACGAAGGCCGAGUCCAGAUCGUAUCUGGUCACGGCUCCUCUCACCCUGCGCCUCGACGCUGUGGAGACGGUGCUGCUGCAGCUCUUUGGCUUUCCUGAGGAGGUGAAGGUCCACGUGAUGCUGAAGACCUCCAUGGCUGUGAAUCAUGUGGUUUUGUUUCAAGCGGUUGCGACGCUCAACUCCGCCAACGGCCACCAGGCCGCCGUCAAGGUCAAGCUGGUAAAGGGUCAGCUGGGUAAGAGCGAGAGUCACGUGACCCUCCACGUCCAAUCACCAGAGAUCAACCACCACCUGCCCAUCUCCGUAACCCGCGACAACGGCUUCCUGUUCCUCCAGACGGACAAGCCGCUGUACACCCCCCACCAGAGUGUUAAAGUGAGGGCGUUCUCUCUGAACCAGGAACUGAUGCCAGCCAAUCGCAGCGUCUUCCUGACCUUCAAGGACCCGGAUCAGAAAACAGUGGACAUCGUGGAGAUCAACGAUGUAAACAACGGAAUCCCGUCAAUGCAGAACCCAUUCAAGAUCCCCAUCAAACCCAAGCUCGGGAUUUGGACUAUUGAAGCCUCAUACACUGACGACUUCACAACAACAGCAAAAGUCGACUUUGAAGUUAAAGAAUACGUUCUUCCCAGUUUCGACAUCCACCUGGAACCAGGAGCUAACUACAUUAGCUACGGAAGCUUCAACCAGUUCACACUCAAGGUCCUGGCCAGGUACGUCCACGGGGCUCCGGUGGCUGACGGGGUUGUUUACCUGCGCUAUGGCUACGUCACCGGCAAGACUCCACCAGUCAUAAUCUCCACCUCCGUCACGAGAAAGACAUUGUCACCGACAGGUGAGGUGGAGGUGACUGUGAACAUGGAGAAGGUCCUCUCAAAACACCAUGGACCAAAGGACCUCCCGAGUCUGGCAGGGAAAUACCUUUACAUUGCUGUGCUGCUGCAGGAAAGCACCGGUGGGCUCACUCAGGAGGCGGAGUUUGCUGCUGUAAAGUUUGUUGAAUCACCCUACAGCCUGAGCCUGGUGUCCACGCCCCCCUUCAUCAAACCUGGACUGCCUUAUAACAUCCAGGUGCUGGUGAAAGAUCACCUGGACAAACCGGUGAAACAGGUCCAUGUGAGUCUGGUGGAGCAACGGCUCUUCAGACAAGCAACAGAGAGAGAUCUCCACUGCCCCCCCAGCAGCAACAGCCAAUCACACGGCCUCGCUGUCUUCAUCUGCAACAUCCCCAGUGGUGCAACCCGUGUAGUGCUGAAGUUUGAGACGGUGGACUCCACCCUCCCGUUGGCCAGUCAGGCCAGUCUGACCCUGGAGGCGUCGGCCUAUUACUCACCUAACGGCAGGUACCUGUACAUAGACCCCCCCCUGCCCGACCACGGCCUGCAGGUGGGCCACAUCGCCAACAUGCAGGUGUACUCCGCGGCGCCCUCCUACGUGCCCAUCAACCCCAUCAACUACCUGGUUCUCUCCAAAGGUAAAUUGGUGCAUUUUGGCAGCAAGAAAUUCAUCUCCUCUAGGGAGCAAAAGCAGACUCUGAGCUUUGAGGUGACGGGCGCCAUGGUGCCCUCCGUCCGGGUGCUGGUCUACUACAUCCUAACGGGGGAGGGGACCAACGAGCUGGUGGCCGACUCUGUCUGGAUGGACGUUCGGGACAAGUGUGUCAACGGACUCCAGACCAGCGUGUCGCAUCGUGGUGGAGUCUACAAACCGAAGGAAAGCCUCCAGCUGGACAUCCAGACUAACACAGCCGGCCUGGUCGCCCUGUCCGCCGUUGACUCCGCCCUCUACACGCUGCGACCUGACUACAGGGACCCCGUUACCACGGUUCUGCGUCACCUGGAGCGCAGCGACAUGGGCUGCGGCGGAGGCGGCGGCAGAGAUGCAGCGGACGUCUUCCGGUUAGCCGGCCUCACCUUCAUCACCAACGCCAACGCCCGCCCCUCCCCCACCGUCGAGGCGUGCACGGCAGCCGUGCGUCCAAAGCGAGCCGUGACUGAAGAGGAGAAGAUAAAGAAAGCGGAGAGUUUCGGGCGGCUGAAGACCUGCUGUGAAGCCGGCAUGAGGUACAUCCCAAAGAGCGUGACCUGCGUCCAGUUCGCCCAUCAGCAGUUCAGGAAACACCAAACCUGCCGACAGGUCUUCAGGAUCUGCUGUGAGUUCCUCCAGCAGAACCUGGACCAGGACCUCAUCCUGGGACGCAACGCGGGUUUGGACUUUGACGUUGCUCCUUCUUUGGUCCGGAGCAACUUUCCAGAGAGCUGGAUUUGGGAAGUGCAGCGUGUGAGUUCGGGCGAGAGGUCGGCCACUUGGACUCUACCUGACUCCCUCACCACCUGGGAGGUGAAGGCUGUUGGCGUGUUCCACACAGGUGUGUGUGUAGCUGAGCCCCUCCAGGUGUCGGUCCGUCUUCCUCUCAGCGUGGACGUUCGUCUUCCUUAUCAGGUGGUCAGAGGAGAACAGGUGGAGCUGACGGGCUCAGUCUACAACCAGCAGAACGACGUUGUCAAGUACUGUGUCACGCUGACAGCCGGCCCAGCGGUGUGUCUGCAGGAGUCACAUCCGGUGUUGUUGGGGGCGGGUCUUCACUCCACUUCCUGCAGCUGGAGCUUCCUGUCAGCUGGAGGCGUCGCCAAAGUGAGCUUCACCCUGCUGGGUCUGGAGCCUGGAGACCACACCCUGACCUUUGACCUGAGGACUAGCGGGGGAGGACGUGACAUCCUGGAGAAGAAGCUGCGAGUAGUGCCUGAAGGAGUGAGGAGGGAGGAGUUCUCUGGAGGCCACCUGGACCCACGUGGAUUCUUGGGUUCAGAGAAGAGGACGGUGACCCUGAAGAACCGACCGCCGGCCAACCUGGUCCCCAACACGCCGGUGGAGAGGUUACUGACCAUCAAUGGCGAUGUCCUCGGGAACGUCGUGUCGGUGGUGUACAGCCCAGAAGGCCUCCGGAACCUUCUGAACCUUCCGGACGGGUCGGCGGAGGCGGCGCUUGCCGGCGUGCUUCCCCUGGCUCACCUGUACCUGUACCUGGAGGGCACGGAGAGCUGGGACAUCCUGGGAGGAGAUGUUAGGACGACUUCCGCUGACCUGAGGCAGAAGAUCCGAGAGGGUCUCAUCAGCAUCAGCUCGUUCAGGGGAGGAGACUCAAGCUUCAGCAUGUGGCUGAAGAGGGAACCCAGCACCUGGCUCACAGCCCUGGUGGUGCGGACCCUGGCCCUGGUGGACUCGGUGGUCUCGGUGGACCACCAGGCUCUGUCAGAGUCCGUGUCCUGGUUGAUUUACCGAGUUCAGCAGUCGGACGGAUCCUUCACAGACAAGUCGUCCUGGAAACCCAACAGCUUCAUGGCUGCAGGGACGCCUGCUCUCGACCAAUCGGUGUACCUGACGUCCUUCGUGCUGAUCGCCCUGCACAGAGCCACCAGCAUCAAAGACCGGAUCCUGCAGCUCGCGUUCCACGAUAGGAGCAUGAAGUCUGCAGUAAACUACAUUUCCCAGCAUGCCCAGGGAGUGAAGAGUGUGUAUGUGCGUGCGGUGGCGACCUACGCUCUGACGCUGCAUGACGCCAGCAGCCAGGAGGCCUCGGCGCUGCUCGACGCUCUAGAGAAGCUGGCCCUGAACAAAGGUCGCCCCGCUGUGCUCAGGUACUGGCAGGAGUCCAGCGUGACGUCUGAUUGGCUGAAGCCCGACCAAUCGAGCGGCGUCACCGUGGAGACGACGGCCUACGUCCUGCUGACGCUGCUGCUCAAGGGGAGAAUCUCUGACGCCAACCCCGUCCUGUCUUGGCUGACCCAGGAUCAGCACUACGGAGGGGGUUUCUACACAAUGCAGGACACCGCCCUGACUCUGGAGGCGGUGACGGAGUACAGCAAAGCUGUCACCCGAGCUGUCCUCCAUCAGGACAUCUUAGUCCGCUACAGCAGGAAGGGAGAGCUAGGUCAGGUCCACCUGAGCCGGAGCAAACCUGUGGCCACGCCCAUCCAGGUGACGAAGGAUGAUGACAUCACCGUGUCCACAGGUUACGGGAGGGGCGUGUCCCACGUGAAGAUGAAGACGGUUUACUAUGAGACCACCCCGCCUUCUGCCAACUGUAACUUUGACCUCACCAUCGAGGUGUCAGGCCCCGACACCUCCAGCAGUCAUGGUGUCAGAGCGCCUCACCUGGUUGCCUGUGCAAAAUACAAGCCUUCUCCUAACGAGGCAGUCACAGAGUCCAGUCUGACAGUGAUGAAGAUCCAGAUGCCUACAGGUGUGGAGGGUUACCUGGAGGACCUGAGACAGUUCAGAGACACAGACGAGCCGAUGAUCUCUCACUACAAACUGCAAGGAAACACUGUGGUCAUCCAGCUGGACUCUGUUCCUUCCGACGUCUUCCUGUGCGUUGGUUUUCGGAUCAGGACGGGCUUCCGGGUGGGUGGGGCCAGCGAUUCCGUGUUCAGCGUCUAUGAGCCUCAAGACAAAGGCAGUGAAUGCACCAAAAGCUUCUCUUACCAGCAGCAGAGGCUGCAGCGCCUCUGUGUGGACGAGCAGUGCCAGUGCAUGGCAGCUGCGUGUGCCUCCUUCAGGGGGAACGUGGACGUGAGCCUGACUGCAGACCGACGCACCAACGAGACCUGCAGGCCGCACAUCGCAUAUGCCUUCAAAGUGACGGUGAAGUCUUUUGCAGGAGAAGGAGACUUUAUGACCUACACAGCCACUGUAGUUCAAGUCCUGAAGAAAACUCAGGAAGAGUUACAAGCGGUGAGUGCAGGGACCGAGGUGGAGCUGGUGAAGAAGGCCACAUGCAGCUCUGUUGACAUCCACAACAACAAGCAGUACCUGGUGUUUGGAGCUAGAGGGUCAGAGGUCACGCUGAGCAAGGGCUUCAAGUAUCGUCUUCCUCUGGACUCAGAGGCCCUGGUGGAGCUGUGGCCGUCCCUCUGUGCUUCUACUGAGUGUGAAGACUACACUUCUCACCUGGAGGAGUUUGCUCUGAACCUUCUGAUUGGCAGCUGCCCCGACUCUUCAUAAGACACAAUAUGGAUCUGAUUCUU